Messenger RNA from Hemisphaericaspora subhashii, 1749 nucleotides. Its product is annotated as E3 ubiquitin-protein ligase. NCBI's taxonomy places the organism in Eukaryota, Fungi, Ascomycota, Pichiomycetes, Serinales, Debaryomycetaceae. The coding region runs from base 1 to 1749 and encodes 582 amino acids. Gene Ontology annotation, cellular component: ubiquitin ligase complex; cytoplasm. Gene Ontology annotation, biological process: ubiquitin-dependent protein catabolic process; protein polyubiquitination; positive regulation of proteasomal ubiquitin-dependent protein catabolic process. The record is from RefSeq and is a predicted model, not a curated record. Gene Ontology annotation, molecular function: ubiquitin conjugating enzyme binding; ubiquitin protein ligase activity; zinc ion binding. The transcript has a single exon.
AUGACAGACAUUGAAGAGAAUAUACUGUUUGAAUAUGACGACACCGACGAUGAUGAUCUUGUAUUACUUACUGAUAAUGACAGUUACGAUAUGAAUGGUUAUUAUAGUAGUGAACAUGAUGUUAAUGAUGAUGAUGAUGAUGAUGGUUCUUCUUCGUUUUCUUUAGAAACGGACGGAGAUGAAGAUGAGAUAUUUGAAGAUGGUGGCGAAGAUAUCGAACCCUCGACAACACCCAUGAGUAAGACCCUUUAUGACGCGCGUGUUGGGUUUAAUGGGACUUUAUAUCAUCCUUGGACAGUGGAACAUUAUGUUCGGGAUAAGUUUAUCGCUGCAUUAGGGAAGUUGAAAAAGGGACAACUACCUCAUUGUACUGAAGAUGAUUUAUUAAUUAUGUUACAAGCUAAAAAAUGGCAACCUGAUGAAGUUUUGAAUGAAUAUUUUGAUAAUCAUGAUCGAUUUUAUGAAACUUGUGGAUUACCAAUUGGAAAACCAAGUAAUAAUACAUUUGAAACUGUGAAAAACUUUGAUUGCUUUGUAUGCUGUGAAACAUAUCCUUCUACUACAGUUUAUUCAUUAACUUGUGAUCAUAAAUAUUGCAUUGAUUGUUAUUAUACAUAUAUUGAAAAUGAAAUAAGUAAUAGAGGUGGUCGACUAAUAACUUGUAUUACUCCAGAUUGUAAAUAUACAAUUCCUCAUAAAGAUAUAAGUCAUAUGCUUGCCAUUAUUGAAUCAAGAGAAAAUUAUAUUGUUGUCAACAAACCUUUACAAACGAAUUUGUUAUUACUAGCUCAUGCUAGACAACUAAUUGAAUAUGAAGGAAAGUUGAGAUGGUGUCCUGCACCAGAUUGUGGGAAUUUUGCAGAAUUAGCAAGUGAAAUCGAUCCAAAUAUUGACGAUGCUAAACAAUCAGUUGAUCUUUCCAUAGUUCCCAUUGUAAAUUGUGCUGAUAAUCAUGAGUUUUGUUUUAAUUGUAAUUUUGAAAACCAUUUACCUUGCCCAUGUUGGUUAGUUAAGAAAUGGAUUAAGAAAUGUCAAGAUGAUUCUGAAACUGCCCAUUGGAUAGAUGCCAAUACUCACGCAUGUCCUAAAUGUCAUACAUCAAUUGAAAAGAAUGGUGGAUGUAAUCAUAUGACAUGUAGGAGUUGUCAUCAUGAGUUUUGUUGGAUUUGUUCUGGUGAUUGGUCAGAACAUCUGAAUAAUUAUACAUGUAACAAAUUUAAAGGUGAACCAACUGAAGAAGAAAUUAGAAAGAAUAGAAGUAGAUUAACCUUAGAGAGAUAUUUGCAUUUUUAUAAACGGUAUUCAAUUCAUGAAAAUUCAAUGAAAGGGGAUAUGAGGACUUUACAAAAGAUUGAUCAAGUUACAAGAUUAUAUAUGGAAAAUAGAAGAAAAACAAGUGAAAAGAAUUUAUCAUGGAAUGAUAUUCAAUUUUUACCAGAUGCAAUGAGAGCUUUACAAAAUGGAAGGAAAACUUUGAAAUGGACUUAUUGUUUUGCAUUUUAUUUAUCAUCAACUAAUUUUUCAGAAAUAUUUGAAACUAAUCAAGAUUUUUUAAAUAAAUCAGUUGAAGAUUUGUCAGAAAUAUUUGAACAAAUUAUGGAUAAAAAGAAUGUUAAUAAGGUUGAUACUAUUUUAAAGAACAAAUUAAAAAUUAGAAAUCUUAGUGAAUUAGUUUCUGCUAGACAGAAAACUUUAAUCAGGUCUGCAGAAGAUAAUCUUAAACUGAAGUUAUUGAAGUUUGAAUUUUGA